This is a messenger RNA of Propithecus coquereli (Coquerel's sifaka), 3782 nucleotides long. It is a transcript of the gene TENT4A, whose product is annotated as PAP associated domain containing 7. Gene Ontology annotation, molecular function: poly(A) RNA polymerase activity; mRNA binding. The record is from RefSeq and is a predicted model, not a curated record. The transcript has 12 exons. Gene Ontology annotation, cellular component: TRAMP complex; nucleolus. NCBI's taxonomy places the organism in Eukaryota, Metazoa, Chordata, Mammalia, Primates, Indriidae. Bases 7 to 1692 code for a protein of 561 amino acids. Gene Ontology annotation, biological process: RNA 3'-end processing.
UCUGGUAUGUUUUCUCUCUUACCCACUAGACUUCAUGAGGAGAUAAUUGACUUUUACAACUUCAUGUCCCCUUGUCCUGAAGAAGCAGCCAUGAGAAGAGAGGUGGUGAAACGGAUCGAAACUGUAGUUAAAGAUCUUUGGCCGACGGCUGAUGUACAGAUAUUUGGCAGCUUUAGUACAGGUCUCUAUCUUCCAACUAGUGACAUAGAUCUGGUGGUCUUUGGAAAAUGGGAGCGUCCUCCUUUGCAGCUGUUGGAGCAGGCCCUGCGGAAGCACAACGUGGCUGAGCCGUGUUCCAUCAAAGUCUUAGACAAAGCUACGGUACCAAUAAUAAAACUCACAGAUCAGGAGACUGAAGUUAAAGUGGACAUCAGCUUUAACAUGGAGACUGGUGUCCGGGCAGCGGAGUUCAUCAAGAAUUACAUGAAGAAAUAUUCAUUGCUGCCUUACUUGAUUUUAGUAUUGAAACAGUUCCUUCUGCAGAGGGACCUGAAUGAAGUUUUUACAGGUGGAAUUAGCUCAUACAGCCUAAUUUUAAUGGCCAUUAGCUUUCUACAGUUGCAUCCAAGAAUUGAUGCCCGGAGAGCUGAUGAAAACCUUGGAAUGCUUCUUGUGGAAUUUUUUGAACUCUAUGGAAGAAAUUUUAACUACUUGAAAACUGGUAUUAGAAUAAAAGAAGGAGGUGCCUAUAUCGCCAAAGAGGAGAUCAUGAAAGCCAUGACCAGCGGGUACCGACCAUCGAUGCUGUGCAUCGAGGACCCCCUGCUGCCUGGAAACGACGUCGGCCGGAGCUCCUACGGGGCAAUGCAAGUGAAGCAGGUUUUUGACUACGCCUACAUUGUCCUCAGCCACGCGGUGUCGCCGCUCGCCAGGUCCUAUCCAAACAGAGAUUCUGAGAGUACUUUGGGCAGGAUUGUCAAGGUGACUCAGGAAGUGAUCGACUACCGGCAGUGGAUCAAGGAGAAGUGGGGCAGCAAGAUCCACCCAUCGCCGGGUCUCGACAACAGAAUCAAGAUAAAAGAGCGAAUAGCCACGUGCAACGGGGAGCAGACCCCGAGCCGAGAGUCCGAGUCGCCGUACGGCCAGCGCCUGACCUUGUCCCUCUCCAGCCCCCAGCUCCUCUCCUCGGGCUCCUCUGCUUCUUCAGUGUCUUCGCUUUCCGGAAGCGAUGUUGACUCGGACACGCCGCCCUGCACCACACCCAGCGUUUACCAGUUCAGUCUGCAGGCGCCGACUCCUCUGAUGGCCGGCUUGCCCACUGCCUUGCCCAUGCCCAGCGGGAAGCCCCAGUCCACUGCGUCCAGAACACUGAUCAUGACGACAAACAAUCAGACCAGGUUUACUAUACCUCCACCGACCCUCGGGGUUGCCCCUGUUCCUUGCAGACAAGCUGGUGUUGAAGGAACUGCACCCUUGAAAGCCGUCCACCACAUGUCUUCCCCGGCCAUCCCCUCGGCAUCCCCCAACCCACUGUCGAGCCCUCACCUGUAUCAUAAGCAGCACAACGGCAUGAAACUGUCCAUGAAGGGUUCUCACGGCCACACCCAGGGCGGCAGCUACAGCUCUGUGGGCAGCGGGGGCGUGCGGCCCCCCGUGGGCAACCGUGGACACCACCAGUAUAACCGCACCGGCUGGAGGAGGAAAAAACACACACACACGCGGGACAGCCUGCCCGUGAGUCUCAGCAGAUAAUGGCUCCUGGCCGCGCCGGCCUCCCCGACCCCUCCCGCAGACUGCCCGGCCGCCUUGGGCGCCGGCGGGGAGCCGAGACCAGCGUCCAGCACGUCGGCCCGGGCACGCCGCGGAUCACUCUGCAUGUUUCUUUGUGUGGUGGUCACGUCCAUCUUAAAGAACAGCUCGUCGUGCUCAUCUGUGAAGCCUUAUUCAACGUGGACGUUGUUUUCUGCCUUCCCACGAUUCUUCGUUCAGUGCCGAUCAGGUCGGGCUCGGGAACUGCAGGACGAGAGCGUGCGCUUGCAGUUCCGUGGCAGCCGGUGUCUGUUCUUUGCGGUUUGGUAUUUUCAUUUCACGUCUGUCAAAGCAGCAGAGGAGAUCAAACCCCGUACGUGUGUCUUUCCUCCACGGAUAAGCUUGGGAGGUCAUCGUUUUACUGCCCUCACGUUUCGUUUGAAAUUGCAGAACUGUUUUUCUAUGUAAAUAUUGAAAACUUAUGAUUUGUGCAAUAACUCAGAUAUUUUUUAUUUAAUUUCAUAUUUUCACAUAAGUUAUAUUUAAGGGAGGAGGGAAUUUUUUUAAACGAGCUUAGAUCCUUUCCCGAGUUGCAUUUUCUAAGUUGGGUUCAUUGUGUCGGCUGAUUGUCUGAGGAGCAUCGUUACAAACACUAUGAGGAGGGGCUUUGGGGUUUUAUUUUUAUGUCUUUUCUUUUGGUCAGAUGUGAGGGAGGGAGCCACGCUGCCCUGCGGGGUCCGAGGGGCUCGCUCUGAAACCGUGCGACGGUCUGCCGGCGGCCCUGCCUUUGGGCCUCAUGCUGUUGUCCUGCUCUGACCACUGAGUUUCGAUGUUUUGGUUUUUGGUUCUUUUAAACUAGACAACAAAUCCAGCAUUUAAAGUGCCAGAAGUAUAACUUUCUAAGGGGAGAAAAGGUUGUCACGUUAUAAAAUCUUAAAAAAAAAUGUGAACUUGGAAAUGCUUCAGUGAGUUUUAGUAACAUAGCCUGUAAUGGUGGGUCUGGUGAGAGUCACCACGGACCGUGGUACCCAGUUUUAGGAAUGUGGAGAAAGGAAUUCUGUUGAUUCCGUUGGGAAUCUGCAUAGCAGUAUGCAUUCGUUCUGUUAAGAGCAAACAUAGGAGAAGUUCUUCAGCUGCUCAGCGCACCGUGGGGAGUAUUUUUAAUGUAUUGCAGGAGAGCACAGCCCAGCGUUGGGGCCGGGAGCGGCUGGCGCCAACGCCGGAAGCAUACAGGUAUACUAUGCAAGUGUAUUCUGCCACAGCAACCACUGUCUUUGUUACCUUUUUUUGAACAAGAAUAUCCAUCCUGCCUAACCCUGAGUUCUCGGAGCACCACCGUUGUCCUGGGAGUCGGUUGCACCUUGUGGGCCAUCUGACUCCCCGUUUUUACAGUUGGGGGUCCUGGCCCUGCUAAACACUACAGGUAGGUUGGUCUUUGAAGUCCACUAGUGGAGAAUGUUGAGACGAGGAACUUGUUACCAUGACACCUGAUGGAUGUGCAGCAGUGGGGAGUUCUAGAUCGAUGUCUGCAUGUGACGGACACCCAGCAAGGACAAGCUUUAAAAUGUCUGCGGUCUGCCUUUGGAAGCAGGGCCGGCCCACACUGUCACCGGGAGCUGUCGACUGCGGCUGCGGGUUCUCUGGGAGGCGUGCCAGGAUAGAGUAGCACAUUACGUCUGCAGUUCUUGGUCGGAAGUUAUCAAAAAUAUUUAAAAGUAUUUAAAUUGUGAACCUAUUGAUAAAGAAUAUUUAUAAAAACUGAUCUGUAGGCCUGUACUAAUCUCUACGCAUUAGCAAUAUUGACUGUAAACCUACAUUAAGGAAGCCACUGCGGGGACAGCGGCGAGUGUCCCGGGGGGGUGUGCAUUUUAAAGCUUGAUUUAUAGACACAGGUACCAUGUUCCGUUUCCGUCAUGGUGAACCGAAUGAAUUGGCCUGGCUAGCACGGUGGGCUCGUGCUGCAGAUUUAACCGAAAAAUAUCUAUCAUGUUUCGACUUUUUUGUGUGUGGACAACAAUGUGGAAGCUAAAAUUGACAUAUUUUUAUGUAAAGUUUUUCUAUUCUUUGAUUUUUAAUAAACUUUGGAAACCAGU